Molecule: messenger RNA, 1698 nt
Organism: Penicillium canariense
Lineage: Eukaryota; Fungi; Ascomycota; Eurotiomycetes; Eurotiales; Aspergillaceae
Product: serine hydrolase domain-containing protein
Exons: 4
Source: RefSeq, a predicted model, not a curated record
AUACCAUCAUAUCAGCUGCUACUGCUGUGGCUUCAUGUUACUGUCAUAAAUGCAGUCCACCUCUGUCCUCUCCUUGGACCUAGUUGGCCUGCUCCUACAGAUCUCUCUAGCUACCCCACAGUCCAGUCGGCGCUGAAGAACAUCACUAAAACAAUUCAAGAUGCAAGCAACGCUGGAGAGUUUUCUGGCGCCUCUCUUUCUUUGGAAAUAUUUGACUUAAGUAGUUCCGAUGCGUUGCUAAGUUAUGCCCACACGGCCAAGGAAAUCAAUACUACGAUCGGCGUGAGCAAGGUCGACGAGAACACCGUCUUUCGCAUUGGCAGCACUUCUAAAAUGUUUUCUAUGCUCCUACUACUGAUUGAAAGAGGAUUUAGUCCUCUACAAGACCCGAUUGUCAAGUACAUUCCUGAAAUUGGGGCGGCGGCUGCAGAGCUUCUCCGAAAUUCCACGCAAAGAGAUGACGGAAUCGAUUUUACCAACUGGAAUGAAGUGACAGUGGGAGACCUAGCGAGUCAUUUGGCGGGUAUUGCAAGAGAUUAUGGUGUCCUCGAUCUCGCCGAGCAGCCCUCUUUGCUCACAUCACUAGGAUUUCCGACCCUGCCUCCCGCACAGGUUCCACCUUGUGGCGUGCCAAACCCCUGUAGCAGGAAACAGUUCUUUGAUGGACUGCUCCAGUCCCAUCCUAUUGUCCCCACGUCUUCAACGCCAAUCUACUCCAACGCUGCCUUCCAGAUCCUUGGAUAUGUUGUGGAGGUACUUGCUGGUGGCAAGGACUUCGCGAAAACUCUAGAGAAGAACAUUAUUAGACCUCUGGGCCUGGCCCACACCUUCUACAACACGCCCAGCCCUUCGCUUGGCGUGAUCCCUACCUAUCAGGGCGAAUACUGGUGGGACUUCGAUAUGGGUGAAGAGGCGCCUGCCGGUGGCAUUUAUUCAUCCGCCAAGGACAUGUCCACCUUCGGUCGCGCCAUCCUCAAUAGCACUCUUCUUUCCCCCUCAACCACAAGACGGUGGCUAAAGCCGCUCACUCAUACAUCAUCUCUAGACUAUGCAGUUGGUGCACCGUGGGAAAUUCUGUCUUUCGGCAAUGAGCGCCCCAUUGAUCUCUACACUAAGUCAGGAGAUAUCGGCACAUACUCAUGUGUGUUAGCCCUAGACCCCGUUCAUGGUGCUGGCUUUGUCCUCCUCGGGGCUGGCAACAAUACCCAUGUAUCUCUAGCCCUCGCCUCGGAUCUCGUCUCUGCGAGCCUACUACCUGCACUUGAUCAAGCCGCUAAAAGUCAAGCACACACUCGGUUUGCAGGAACAUACGCAGAUGGUGUCAGAAACUCCUCGAUCACUAUUACUACGGAUGACGGCCCGGCGCUAGUCGUUACAAGCUGGUUCAAUAAUGGUACUAACAUGUUCCCAAGCUAUAUGGCCUUGAACGGUAUUACCGAUCCCUCCAUGCUGAGCAUUCGCCUGUAUCCAACCGGUCUUGAGAGUCCAGGACAGAUCUCCUUCCGGGCAGUGAUCCCUCCCCCGCUGCCGACGGGCAUUGGUCCAUUUAGUUCGUCCUGUAUUACGUGGGUGACUGUUGAUGCGCAGGUUUACGGGAAUGUGGGGAUCGAUGAGUUUGUCUUCAACUUGGACAAAAAGCGCAAUGCAGUUAGCGUAUCUCCAAGAGUACUGCGCACUGUUCUUUCAAAGACGAAAUAG